UAAAUGAAGCACAACAGGUGAUGCCACAGACUGUUGGGAUCGUAUAGUAGUGGCCAGCCGCUGGCAGCAGGUGGUACAGUGGCUGACGUCCCGGCAUCUCGAUUGAUUGAUUUUAUGGUGACGGAGGUGAAGUCUGUGAGUUGUGAAUCGAUGCUGUGUAGUGAAGAGUUCUAAAUCAAUUGGAAAGCGAAGGCGAUAGUCAUUUUGGCGCGGAGGCGAGUUCAGCUGUACAUGAAGAAUCAUGAAAGCCACUCUGUGGCUGUGUACGCUGUUGACAACUUUGCUGUGCGUCAGUCGACAGGUAUCAGGCGGACCGUACACAGACACGAGAAUUCUACAGCCACAAGACAACAGUUUGGUCGCCCCAGCCAAAAGGACGAAAGCCUCGCUGUCGAUAGUGAACCCACUGGAUGUGCUCCGGCAGCGAAUCAUCCUCGAGAUGGCCCGGAGGCGAAUGCAGGAAAACUCAAUGCAGGUCGCCCGCAACCAAGCCAUCCUGCGCGAAAUUGGCAAGCGAAGUCGCGACGACUUCCCACAGGAUGUAAACCCGCUUCACUUUGGCGCUCCGGACCGGUUCUACUACGAAAAACUCCCGUUCCUCCGGCGGUACGACAGCAGUCACCCCCCGCGUCCGAUGAUGGUGGAAUACGAUGUGGGACCGGCAGAAGGCCGGAAAUCUGCCGGUACCAGCUCCAACAGCCGCUCGAGCAGUAGAGAUAGCAAUGAUAUCCCAGCCAGUACCACCAUCAGUGAAGCGGGAAAACAAAUUAACGAUCGUAAGGAAAUUAGCAGCAACGGCGGUAGCGGCAGCAGCAGUAGUGGCCAGAGUGGGGGCGAUGGACUAACGUUGGCCGCCGAGCAACGCCAGCUGGAACGGGAACAACAACGGGAGGCUCAGCAGGAGGCAAAUAAAAUGCUCCACUCUGCUGUGGCCAUUGUGGGACCGCAGGAGAUGAGAUUUUCCAACGAAAGGGUAAUGUUACCCAACGGGAUGGUGGGCGGCAAUCCACGUGACAGCAGAGACGACGACGGCGGCAAUGACGAGGACGACGACGCGGAUGCCGAGAGCGUUGGCGAUGAGGAUGAAUACUUUCAGGGAAGUAAUUUUCCCAGCGGUCGUCGCGAGCAAAAACUACCAAAGGAUGACGAGCGGCUAAAUAGUGACGACUAUCGGCUAAGGUAUUUGUACAGAAUUCAAGGCAAGUAUUUCGGUUAGGAGGUGGAAUGACGCCAGCAGAACAGCAGACAACACUCAAACGACACGCAAUCACAGCCUAUCAUCCACAAUGCAUUAAAACAAGCUUUCGAACAGAGUUACAAAACCAGAGCAAAAGCAAAAGCCAUGGUGAAAGAAAGACAAACGACCAAACCGACCACUCCACGGGAUGGUAAUGGGACGGGAGAGAGGAAAAGAUACGUUUAGUAAUACCUAAGAAGACCACUUCAGCAUUUGUCAUCCUGUCAGGUUAGUGAAUUAAAGGGAUUUGUGGUGGUAUUAGUGAAUGAUUGCCGGGUGAUUAUCAUUCGUCUUCGAUGAUCUACUCAGUUUGAAGCACGGGUUUCCAACCGGUGGUCCGCGGCCCCCUGGGGGGCGUGAAGAGAGUUUAGGAGGGCGGCGAUGCUACCCAAAAAAUGAUUGAAUUUUUAUUCUAUUCUGUGCAAAUUAUAUCAAUUUCUAAUUUUGUAACUUUGUUUUGCGGGUUUUUUUUUCCUAUAUCGGCAAUCAAAAGCACGUGAAAAUGAGAGAUGGGUACAAACCAGUGAUUCCCAGAGUGGGCGGGAAUCGGGUCGAAGAUGGCGCAAAUACUGCAAAAACGGUGAUUUUUUUCAGCAGUUUCAAGAAACAUGUCCAGAUGUUUUUUAUUCAUUCAUGAAGAUUACAUUCCCUAAUACAGUCAGGUCU
Molecule: messenger RNA, 1903 nt
Organism: Aedes albopictus (Asian tiger mosquito)
Lineage: Eukaryota; Metazoa; Arthropoda; Insecta; Diptera; Culicidae
Gene: Dh44
Exons: 4
Coding region: 242-1216 (324 amino acids)
Cellular component (GO): extracellular region
Molecular function (GO): hormone activity
Source: RefSeq, a predicted model, not a curated record